Messenger RNA from Cynoglossus semilaevis (tongue sole), 1200 nucleotides. Its product is annotated as sprT-like domain-containing protein Spartan. The annotation marks the transcript as partial. Gene Ontology annotation, cellular component: nucleus. The transcript has 3 exons. Gene Ontology annotation, molecular function: polyubiquitin modification-dependent protein binding; single-stranded DNA binding; metalloendopeptidase activity. The record is from RefSeq and is a predicted model, not a curated record. NCBI's taxonomy places the organism in Eukaryota, Metazoa, Chordata, Actinopteri, Pleuronectiformes, Cynoglossidae. Gene Ontology annotation, biological process: DNA damage response.
AUUAACAGAAUUGUCUUUUUCCCGCAGACUCUCCUCCAUGAAAUGAUUCACGCCCUUCUGUUUGUGACCCAGAACAACAAAGACAGAGACGGUCACGGUCCUGAGUUCUGCAAACACAUGAACCGGAUCAACACAGCCAGUGGAACAAACAUCACUGUCUACCACAGCUUUCACGAUGAGGUGGAUGUUUACAGGCAGCACUGGUGGCGAUGUGACGGCCCCUGCCAGACCCGCAAACCCUUUUUUGGCUAUGUAAAAAGGGCUAUGAACAGAGCUCCAUCUUCUUUGGAUUUUUGGUGGGCCGACCAUCAAAGGACAUGUGGUGGGACUUACACCAAGAUCAAGGAACCGGAAGGAUACGGCAAAAAAGGCAAGAAGGAUGGAAAAAAGAACGGGAAGACAACAGAUAAAGAAACAGCUGGAACUGAGAAGCCUUCGAGUUCUAGUGCAGGAUUGAAGUCACAGGAUAUACGGAACAUUAUCCCAUUUAGUGGCAAAGGUUUUCUACUGGGAGGACAGUCACAGUCCUCUACGCCUUCCCUUCAAAACCCAGCUGUGCCUGUCAUGAAAGUUUCAUCACCUAUCCCAAACUCUCCCCUCAAGAAACCCCUCCCAUCUCCAUCUAAAACUCUGUCUACUCCCGUACACUAUAACCAUGACAACUCAGGGUCAUCUAUCGGGCCGAGAGCCCACACUGGACCUCCCAAGCCUCCUGUAAAGAGGUCUGUCAGCAAUACUAGAGUUUUUGUCAACAUCAAUGGUUCGCCGGUACGAAUCUCUAAACCGCACAGGAGCAGCAGUAGCAAGGGAGCAGAGAAAAUACGGCAGAAGUCAAUUCAAGACCUUUUCAACAGCACUGGUGCUGUCGAAAAGUCCACCUCCGGUUCAGCGACAUCACCAAAACCACAGAGUUCUACCUCAUCCUGCACAUCCAAAACUGAUCCAAGUACUUCCCAGUAUCCUCCUGUCGUCACGAGCAAAGCCAGCAACGAGAGGCCGACAGAGUCAAAGUAUUUUGGCAGUAACAGUACACCAGGAGCUGUCAGUGGAGGUCAGACCUCCAGGAAGAGGUCAUGGGACGAUCGCAGCGGCAGCUCCGCCUCCAUCUUUGACCUUUUCCAAAGAACACCGAGCGCUGAAUCAGCAGCAGCCAGGGAGUCGAUGAAGGCUAAAUCACCUGCAGCGCAGCAGAGAACUGCU